Cyclopterus lumpus (lumpfish) is the source of this 2847-nucleotide messenger RNA. Its product is annotated as SEC14-like protein 2. Lineage: Eukaryota; Metazoa; Chordata; Actinopteri; Perciformes; Cyclopteridae. Gene Ontology annotation, cellular component: cytoplasm. The transcript has 14 exons. The coding region runs from base 282 to 1517 and encodes 411 amino acids. The record is from RefSeq and is a predicted model, not a curated record.
AAUUGUAGUUCUCCAGUUUCGCUAGCUGGACCUCGAAGGAUGUAAACAACGGAAUACAGCUUCCGGUUUAGACCGGAAACAGCGGGACGAUCGUCAUCUUGCGUACGAACAGGCGGCUGACCGCGAGGGGAAAACGAGCCACCUCGCUGCCCGCCCCCCCCUCUUCCCCCACGAAUGAGCAUCACUGUCGGGGACCAGACACCCGCCCGCCUCGGCCACCGGGUCCGGCCCGUUCAUCCGACUCCGAAGCGGAGCUCCGUCUUCACCCUGCAGCCGCCGACAUGAGCGGGCGAGUCGGGGACCUCAGUCCCAAGCAGGCUGAAGCCCUGGAGCAGUUUCGAGAGAGGAUUCAAGACAUUCUUCCUCUACUUCCUGCACAGCAUGACCACUUCCUGUUACGCUGGCUCAGAGCCAGAAACUUCCACAUCCCGAAGUCGGAGGCCAUGCUGCGAAAGCAUUUGGAGUUCAGGAAACGGAUAAAAGUCGACGAGAUACUCACCGACUGGCGUCCACCAGAGGUGAUAGAGAAGUACCUGUCGGGGGGGAUGUGCGGUUACGACCGCGAGGGCAGCCCCAUCUGGUACGACAUCAUCGGGCCCGUGGACCCCAAGGGCCUCUUCCUGUCUGCCUCCAAGCAGGACUUCAUCAAGUCCAAGAUCCAGGACUGUGAGGCCCUGCAGAAGGAGUGCAACCUCCAGUCUCAGAGGCUCGACAGGAACGUGGAGGCCAUCACCAUGAUCUACGACGUAGAAGGUCUGGGUCUGAAGCACUUAUGGAAGCCUGCGAUAGAAACCUAUGGAGAGAUCCUCCAGAUGUUUGAAGAAAACUACCCAGAAGGCCUGAAAAGGCUGUUUGUCAUCAAAGCUCCCAAACUCUUCCCCGUGGCCUACAACCUCGUCAAGCACUUCCUGAGUGAGAACACCAGACAGAAGAUCUACAUCCUCGGGGCUAACUGGCAGGAGGUUUUAAUGAAGUACAUCGACGCGGAGGAGCUGCCGGUGAUGUACGGGGGCAAACUGACGGAUCCCGAUGGAGACCCUCGCUGUCGGACCAAGAUCCACCACGUCGGCCCGGUUCCCCCUUCCUACUACGUGCGGGACCACGUGAAGGUGGACUACGAGCAGUGCAUGACCGUCAGCCGGGGCUCCUCCCAACAGGUGGACUACGAGAUCCUGUUCCCGGGAUGCGUUCUCAGGUGGCAGUUUUCCACCGAGAGCGCGGACAUCGGCUUCGGGGUGUUUCUGAAGGCUAAGAAGGGCGAGUGGAAGAAGGCGUCCCAGAUGCACGAGGUCGUGCUCAGCCAGCGGUACAACUCCCACCUGGUGCCGGAGGACGGCUCGCUGACCUGCGAGCAGCCGGGAGUCUACGUCCUCAGAUUCGACAACACUUACAGCAUCUUCCAGGCCAAGAGGAUCAGCUUCAGCGUGGAGGUCCUGCUGCCGGACCGCCUGCAGUCCCCGCAGGCCAACGGGGGCGUGAAGAGCCACGAGCGGGCCGCGUGCGACAGCCAAUCGUAGCCGAGGAGGAGAGACGCAAGGGGGCGGGGGCCGCGUGCGACUAGCCAAUCGUAGCCGAGGAGUAGACGCAAGGGGGCGGGCGCCUUCACGGCGGGGGCCGAAGCAUCAGCCUGAGACACUUGAGUUGAAACUGCAACAUGCGGCCCAACACACACACACACACACACACACACACACACACACACGUACAACACACACACGUGCUGGCGAUGUGACCAAAAGAGUGGGAUCAUUGUGGACACAUCACAGCACCCCAGGGUGCAACGUUUGGGUGUCCACACUCACUUCCGGCCGCAUGUUGUAGCUUUGCAUUUAAUAAAAUAUUAUUAGAACCGUCGGACAGCGAGAAGCAAUCUCACCAACAACCUGCAUUAACGACCAGGAGCUGUUGCAUUGUGGGCAAUGUAGGCGCGAGGUGUUGUCAGGGAAGGAGAAUGCAAGGAAUCCCAAAAAAAGAUAUAUAUAUAUAUAUAUAUUUGCCAAUGUUAUAGGAGGGCAAUGCUUAAUCAAUGCAGUGUUAGAGUCACAUUCUGUUCUCAAAUAGCCACCAAGUGAAGUACGAUGUGUAUAAUAUGUGUAUAUUAUAUAUUAUAUGUAAUAAUAGGCGACCGCCCCGACAACAGGUUGCACAAGAGACAUAAUAAUAUAAAAAGUAUAGUUUUGUUGCUAUUUUUGAGACUUGAAGGAAAAAAAAAGAAUCGAGAAAAUGUCCAGUUUUCUGCUUUUGUGUUUUUUAUUCGAAUUAAUAGAGAUUCACUGAGCAUUUAAUUUAAAAUAAUAACUUCACAUGGAAGCUUAUUUACUCAUUUUUUUAUUAUUAUUAUUAUUAUUAUUAUUAUUAUUAUUAUUAACAUUCGUUGCUCAUUGGAUGUGCCUCUGAUUGUCUCUUUUUUCAGAUUUGCGGACAACAUUCCUUAAAAUGUGUAUUUCUUCAAUGCUAAUUUAUUUUCCAGAGGAUGAGCGGAAACUAUAUUUAUUUUAUAAUUAGAAAUAUUAGUCAAAAACACUGUAUAUCAGAUCCAUCAUAUAUACAAUAUACAGUAUUACAUAAUAUUCCUGUCGAUUUGUUUGCAGUGAAUGAAUAAUGAAAAUAUUUGACUCCCAUCGGACGAUAACUGAAUGUAAAUUAUGUCAGAAUGGAGGAUUAUUCACCUUAUUUUCACAGUACUGAGGGACUUUUUGCAAUCGCCUGGUAAAUCCUAAGGAAAGACAAUAAGCUUCGGCACUUAAUGUCCAAACGGUGUUGAUAAAUUACCUUUUCCUCAUAUGAUAAAGAUGCUAUAAACUCAAAAUAAUUGCAAAACAAGUGAAUAAAGGUGUUGAAAAUGUG